CAUUGUUACUCCCUACUAGUCGCCACCCCAUUUGCAUGUGAAUUGUGAAUUGUGAAAUUCUCCCUCCCAUUUUCAUUCCCUUCAUUUUCCUCCUCACCAGUCACCCCCUUUGCAUUUUCAAGAAGAAACAGAGUAACCAUACAUAACCAACUCUCAUCAUGGCAGUUGAAACUCCUCACAUGAAUACUCUCCUUCAGUUACUCACAAACAGAGAAAUGUUCAAUCUCAACAACAACAAUCACUUUUUCUACAACCCCCAAAUGGCCAUGGAUGGUUCCUCAGUUCCUCUCUCUUCUUCACCCUUCUGGGAUCCAACCUCCAUCAACAAAGCUGUUACCGGAAGGAAGCGACCCAGAGACAACAACAACAACAACAACUCCAUCGCUGAAUCACCAUUUCUUGACCAAAACCUUCAGUAUCAAAUCCACACCCACCAAUCCGAGAUCGAUCGAUUCAUCGCUCAACAUACGGAGAAAAUGCUGAAGGAGUUAGAAGAGCAACAACUGCGUCAAUCAAGAGCGUUACUCUCGGCGGUUCAAGAAGCAAUGUUGAAGAAGAUGAAGGAGAAAGACGACGAGAUUCAGAAACUCGCUAAGGUGAAUUUCGUCCUGCAUGAAAGAGUGAACAGCCUCUGCGAGGAGAAUCAGAUUUGGAGGGAGCUAGCACAGGCGCAUGAAGCCGCCGUGAUUUCCCUGCGUUCCGACUUGGAACAGGUGCUGGCGCACGUUAGUGAUAGCCACCGCGGCGCGGCGGCGGAGGAGGAAGAUGAUGCUGAGUCGAGUUGCGGCAGCAACCACCACCGUGAGGAGGAGGAGGAGGAAAACGAGGCGGUGGGGAAUUUGUGCAGGGAGUGUGGGGCCCAGGAAUCGGGAGUACUGUUACUGCCAUGUAGGCAUUUGUGUCUGUGUACGACGUGUGGGUCCACCGUUCGUAAUUGCCCUCUUUGUCAUUCUGCCAUCAAUGCUAGCGUACAUGUCAAUUUCUCUUAGAAAUUUAGAAAUUUACAUUUUCCAUAUUGGAUUUUACACCAUCCAAUAACUAGACUUGUUACUAGUAGUUGUUAGCAAAAGAAAACAAAUUGACUUUACAAUUCUUUUGUUAUUAAUAUAGAUAUAUUUUUUUUU
Molecule: messenger RNA, 1124 nt
Organism: Lotus japonicus
Lineage: Eukaryota; Viridiplantae; Streptophyta; Magnoliopsida; Fabales; Fabaceae
Product: BOI-related E3 ubiquitin-protein ligase 1-like
Exons: 3
Coding region: 159-989 (276 amino acids)
Biological process (GO): regulation of programmed cell death
Molecular function (GO): ubiquitin-protein transferase activity
Source: RefSeq, a predicted model, not a curated record